UGCAACUUUGAGAGCCAAAGAAUAUUGUCCUGCAUACAGCCUGAAUGCACAACAUAUAACUGAUCAGUACAACUGCAGUGAUUUGUUUCCUGAUUGCCCGAAGCGACAGUUUUGGUCCAACGAAAUUCUUAAUUAUACAGGAUGCUUGAAAGAAGUUCGAACAUGGUCAAAUAACCCAUCAACCAUUGGAAUUCCUUCGACGUAUCCGAGCACGCGGAGUGGAAUCCCUGGAAGAACUCCAGAAGUAGAAUACAAUUCAAAUUAUCUGUUCCUUCUAUUUCUCGUCCUGAUACCGGUGCUGCUCUUCGGGAUAUGGAUAUGGAGAAAGAAUAAAUGCGGACAGAAAAUACGAAGAAGACGGUGGUUUAAACACAAACAAAGGAAUAUAGACUCCGGAAGAGGCAUUAACACAGAUAAUGUUUACUGUGCAUGUGUCAAGAGAAGACAACGACAGUCUACUACCGAAUUCCCAUGGGAAGAGGAACAUACUACAGAGAGAACAAAAUCUAUCUUCGAAGAAAACAAAGACCAAGAUGAAAGUGAUCCUUUGAUACUCAAGCCUACUGAUGAAAUCACGGAUACUGCAAAUAGUUUUAACUCAACGAGUGGUGCCAAUGCAACGGAAUAUCAACCAGACAAAGGGGACGAUGAUAGGAACACUGAAACAAAACCUGAAGUGAAAGGAAAAUCCUUAUCAAACCAGCCAUCUACAAUAAAAACAAGCAUAGAUGAAGAAUCAACAACAGAUAACAGCAGUGUCUGCACCAGAGAUUUUGAGGAGAAGGAAAAUACAGAAAAAUCAGAAAAACAAAAAACUAGAAAGAAUUCUGAAAAAAAUUCUAGUUCCCAGAAAGAAAAAUACACUCCAAUCGAUGAUUCUAGUAGCAGCAUGAAGAUGACAAACGAAAACCAGUUGGGUGUACGUGAAAAUAAUCCAUUAAUAUUUAAAAAUGGUCGACAACAGUCAACCAAAUCAUCUGGAAACAAUCUGGGCACAUCAGAUUCUAACGAUUCUAACGACUUGCAGAAUGAUACAGACAGGGUUGACAGUGCUGAAGGUGUUAAGGUUCAGUCCACAAGAACACAUUCACUAAUUUUGUCAUCACAAAAUAAUUGUCACAAGCAAGCAACUCAAAGAGAAUAUGAUACAGAUAAAAACAUCGAUCAGGCUGAACAUUCGCUGACAGCAGUUUCACAACACGACGACUCUUACACAGCGUUUGUAGGAGGUUUGAAUGCCACUACAGAACAUGGUUUAGAUGUUCAAAAUGAACCGAAAGGCCUUCACGAAAAGAUCGGUGAUCUUUCAAAAUCGUUUUCAUCGGCCUUUCCAGAGUCUACCCCAGGAGACACAAACACUGUUACUAAAGCCACAUCAACUGAAACAUGCGAGGGUCGUGAAUCAAGUGUAGACGAUGAAAAUCAAUUACAACACACGCUUAAAAGAAUGUUACCCGCCGUUAUAGAGGAGGUCAUUACACAAUUAGGCAGCAAAAUGAGUGGUGAAAAGACGUGUCAGCAACUGAUAGAUGACCAAUCUUGGACUCCAGCCCAGCAAAAAGAGAUAAGAAAUAUUCGAGCGAGAAUCAACGACAUAGAGAAGGCACAGAAUGAAAAAGAGGAUGAAGUAAGACAACUUAAAAACCGAAUUUGCACAUUAGAAACGGAGAAAAUAUCUUUGAAGGAUAGCAUGAGUGAUCUAGAAAAGAGACUACAUGAAAUGAAGUCUGAAAAAAGUGAUGAGAUUUAUAAACUAAAGACAGAUUUAAAAGAAGCGAAAAAUCUCAUUACGAAGAAAGAUGAGGAAUUGUCGAAAAUGAAACAAGAUAUUGAGGAAAAGGAUAAAAUUAUCAAAAAGCUAAGAGAGGAAGCAAAGGAAUUAAAAGAGAAGUCAGAUGACACAGAUGAUAUGCAAUAAAAGAGUAGUGGGAAUUCCAAGUACUAGACUCGUAGAUUCCCAAUUUCACCGUUAAUAAAACCACUAAAAUUUUAGAAAUAAACGCAAAUAUAGUGAUAUAUGGAUUCCUAAGUAAAAAACAACAGUUGUUACUGGUGAUAAGAUAUAUAUUAAUGUAUGUUAAAUCUGAUUUCAUUCACAAACGUGUGGGAAAGCCUACUUUAUGUACCCAAUAAACAGUUGGAAAUUGAGAAUAAAAGUGAUUUUAAAUAUAAAUUAUAA
Ostrea edulis (European flat oyster) is the source of this 2179-nucleotide messenger RNA. RefSeq lists its product as uncharacterized. Lineage: Eukaryota; Metazoa; Mollusca; Bivalvia; Ostreida; Ostreidae. The record is from RefSeq and is a predicted model, not a curated record. Bases 890 to 1918 code for a protein of 342 amino acids. The transcript is spliced from 11 exons.